Molecule: messenger RNA, 747 nt
Organism: Dichotomopilus funicola
Lineage: Eukaryota; Fungi; Ascomycota; Sordariomycetes; Sordariales; Chaetomiaceae
Product: Manganese/iron superoxide dismutase
Exons: 2
Coding region: 1-747 (248 amino acids)
Biological process (GO): superoxide metabolic process
Cellular component (GO): mitochondrion
Molecular function (GO): superoxide dismutase activity; metal ion binding
Source: RefSeq, a predicted model, not a curated record
AUGGUCAACUUUAACAACCUCCUGCAGUACCUCUCCCUGCAGUCACCACUGCCCUCUUCCUCCUCUGCAUCACUCUCCAACCUCAACAUCACCGAAACACUCACCAAAAUGGGCCUCACUACUUACACCCUCCCCUCUCUCCCCUACGCCUACGAUGCGCUCGAGCCACACAUAUCCGCACAAAUAAUGGAACUCCAUCACGCCCGCCACCACCAAGCCUACGUGACCAAUCUCAACGCCGCCCUUGUGUCUCACGCAACCGCGCUCGCUGAGGGGGAUGUAGCUGCCCAAAUCUCCCUGCAGCAGGCCAUCCGCUUCCACGGCGGGGGGCAUAUCAACCACUCGCUUUUCUGGCGCAACCUGGCUCCUGCGGGGACCGCUGAGACGGCCGACCCGGCUCAGGCAGCGCCGGAGUUGGUAGCCGAGAUUGGGAAGGUAUGGGGCGGGUUGGCGGAGUUUAAGAAGGCGUUUGGAGCUGCGCUGUUGGGGAUUCAGGGAAGUGGAUGGGGGUGGUUGGUGAAAGAGACGGGUGAGGGCGGGAGGUUGCGGAUUGUGACGACGAAGGACCAGGAUCCUGUGGUGGGCGGACAGGUGCCUGUGUUGGGGGUGGAUAUGUGGGAGCAUGCGUAUUAUCUUCAGUACUUGAACGGCAAAGCCGCCUACGUUGAGAAUAUUUGGAACGUCAUCAACUGGAAGACGGCGGAGGAGCGGUUUGCUGGGAGAUCGGAGGAGAAGACCGAACUCUGA